CCUUAGGAACUAGCAAAGCCGAACUAGCUGCCGCCGCGGAACAGCCGGCGCUCGCCUGCGUCCUCCUCUUCCCCCCCGGCCCCCUCCGCCCGAGGCCUAGGACCGCCGAGCCCCCAGCCCACGCCGCGGCCGACAUGAGCUUCUUGUUUGGUAGUCGCUCUUCUAAAACUUUUAAACCAAAGAAGAACAUUCCAGAAGGUUCUCACCAGUAUGAGCUUUUAAAGCAUGCAGAAGCUACACUUGGCAGUGGCAACCUGCGGAUGGCUGUCAUGCUUCCUGAGGGGGAAGAUCUCAAUGAGUGGGUUGCAGUGAACACUGUGGAUUUCUUCAAUCAGAUCAACAUGCUUUAUGGAACAAUCACAGAUUUCUGUACAGAGGAAAGUUGUCCAGUGAUGUCAGCUGGUCCAAAAUAUGAAUAUCAUUGGGCAGAUGGAACAAACAUAAAGAAGCCUAUUAAGUGCUCUGCACCAAAGUAUAUUGAUUACCUGAUGACUUGGGUUCAGGACCAGUUGGAUGAUGAGAUGUUAUUUCCAUCAAAAAUUGGUGUCCCAUUCCCAAAGAAUUUCAUGUCUGUGGCAAAAACUAUACUCAAACGCCUCUUUCGGGUUUAUGCUCAUAUUUAUCAUCAGCAUUUUGACCCUGUGAUCCAGCUUCAGGAGGAAGCACAUCUCAAUACAUCUUUCAAGCACUUUAUUUUUUUCGUCCAGGAAUUCAACCUUAUUGAUAGAAGAGAACUUGCACCACUCCAAGAACUGAUUGAAAAACUUACCUCAAAAGACAGAUAAAAGGAUACAGAGCUGUGCAAAUUGUUCCUCACAUGAAGCUGUGUGGAGUGCAUUUGUAUUUUGUAUUUUAUUUUUAUCUCAGUUGUUUUUGUCUUAGUUUUGGGGGACUUGUUUGGGUUCCUUUUUCUUUAUCCUGAAUAAAUGAAACCAUGUUCUGUUGCUAGAGGAAACCAAGAACCAUUCUCUAUACAUUUGAUGGGGUAAAUUUUGUCUUAGUGGCAUAUAGUAUUUUUUUUAAACUUGGUUUUGAUUACCUAUAAAUUUUUUAUAUAUUGUGUGUUGAAAGAAAAUCCUUAUUGAUUGGCCUACUGAUGGAUGGGAGUUCUAUGUUGGGUAAAUUGUGGCCGAGUUUCUAAGUCCCCAAAAGACGUAUGUUUUUAAGUGCCUUGGCAGGCUCACUUCUGAAGUGUGAAACACAGACAUAGAACUGAGUAGGGCUUGAAACAAUAUUAGGAUUAUUACCCAGGGCACUUACUGAUGCAUGUUUUAAUAUAUCUAUGAUAAAAGCCAUACUACCUAAAGUCAUGAUCUCCAGCUUUUACUACACUGAAGAAACACAGUUUGUAAAGGUGUGCAUUUAG
Messenger RNA from Manis javanica (Malayan pangolin), 1366 nucleotides. RefSeq names its product MOB kinase activator 1B (gene MOB1B). The record is from RefSeq and is a predicted model, not a curated record. NCBI's taxonomy places the organism in Eukaryota, Metazoa, Chordata, Mammalia, Pholidota, Manidae.